Molecule: messenger RNA, 1549 nt
Organism: Sander lucioperca (pikeperch)
Lineage: Eukaryota; Metazoa; Chordata; Actinopteri; Perciformes; Percidae
Product: guanylyl cyclase-activating protein 2-like
Exons: 4
Coding region: 226-789 (187 amino acids)
Biological process (GO): visual perception
Cellular component (GO): cone photoreceptor outer segment; photoreceptor inner segment
Molecular function (GO): calcium sensitive guanylate cyclase activator activity; calcium ion binding
Source: RefSeq, a predicted model, not a curated record
UGGUGACAACAGUAUUGCCAGAUUGUCAUGCCUUCUUGUACAACACCUUGUUGGCUAAAGGUCAAGUGAUUACCGAGUUAAUAAGAUUGACUGCCAUCCCUCUGCCUGCUCAGAGAGCAGCUGGACAGUAGUUCACAGCUCUUCAGUUUGAGUAGAUGCCUAAGUGCCCUGCAGACUUUCAGAUCCAAACUUUUCGCAUCUUUUCUAAAAGAAAUCAAAGGCACAAUGGGACAAGAAGAGAGCCACAGUGAGGAGAUGGAUUUGGCACAAAUUCAGGAUUUGUGCCUCACUUUCAUGAAGGAGUGUCCGAGCGGUGCGUUGCAUUUACAUGAGUUUAAGAGGAUCUUCGGGGUGGCGAGCAGCUCUGCAGAGGAGUCCCUCUACAUCGAGACAGUAUUCCACUCCUUUGACACAAAUAAGGAUAACACACUUGAUUUCAUCGAGUAUGUAGCAGCACUUCACUUGAUCUUACGGGGGAAUCUUGAAGAUAGGCUCAAGUGGUCCUUCAAGAUGUACGACAAGGACGGGAACGGCAAGUUGGACAGGCAGGAGGUGAAACGGAUCAUCAGGCUCAUUUACAAAAUCAAGCUCCAGACGACUGAUGUCAGCAUGACGCCGUCUGAAAUCUGUGACAGGAUCUUUGAACUGGUUGACCAGAACAAUGACGGUCAGAUUACCUUGUCUGAGUUCAUGGAGGGAGCUCAGAAGGACGAAUGGGUCAUGAACUUGUUGAAGUUGGACGUUAACGCCAGCGGCUGGGUCCUCCAGAACUGUGGUAAAUUACCCUGAUCUCCCACAGUUUUUUUUUUUUGAGGCUGACACAAAGGUGCCGUCUUCGGUCUCCAUGUUGAGCUUCCUGUGACUCGGGAGCUGGAGCACAGCGCAUUUCUUCAAGGCUGCAGAUCUGCUGUGAUUUAGACUGCUGGUCCAAAGGCCGAGUGUUCGCUGUGUGUCUGUGGUUUGGCCUUGAGCUGAUGUCUCUAUAAGGAAACGAUGCUCAGAGAAAGUCUGCUGUUAAAUGCAGUACAGUCACUUAUUGUGUAUUUAUAUUCAUCAUUAUUGCAUGUGUUUAUAUUAUAUGUUUGAUAGUAGAGUUAUGAAUAUAUACAAAUGUAUUGGUGGUAAACUUGUCUCUUCAGAGGGGUGGUAAAAAUAACAUAUUGUACUAGGAAACAGACUUUUCAUAACUAAAACAGUAUUAACGGAACUGUGUUCAUGCUCUGACACAUUUUUGCUAACGUUCUAUCAAACAUAUCUUUUUUAUUACAAAUAUAAAUGAUCUUGUAGUGUUUUCAGUUAAUUUCAUGGUGUCACACUAAAGUGCAACUUCUUACCUCUUUAACGGAAUAUCAAUUAAACCAUUUACUUUAGCUUCGUCUUUACAAGAGCCGGAAAAAGGAAGCUAAUACCGGUGAAUUAGCCGUGUGCUACCCUUUGCCAUACUCAGAGACAUCUAUCUCUCAGCUGUAAAAAGUCACCGGGCGCAGCUGGUUUUUCGAGGGUAAUGGACCUUUUUCACAGCAGACAUUUUGACUUGUCAUAGUAGGAA